UUCGAAAUUCCGUAAAUCGUCAGUCAGUCAGUCUCUCCUGAACCGUUAGAGGGUAUAGUCGGUUUUACAUUGAGGCGCAUUUACACGUGACUAACGUGUUUGCUCUUACCGGUUUCACUACUAUAAUACUCGACGUGCUCUCGCUAUACAACGAACGGGAGUUGAUUCAACAAUUUUUGUCCGAUUUUAUUUUAAUUUUAAUUUUUUUUUUGAGAUUACGUGCGAGUUGUUUUAAUUUUUUUUUUGGAAUAUUAUGUAUACUGUUGUCAACGAUAUCAAGCGUUGUUUCGCUGUUUUUUCUGCGUUACUUUUAACCGUGAUAACUACCAAAGUGAGGGCGGGCCAUACCCAAUGUGCGGCGGACGAACUAAUGCGCUGCGCUAAGCCUCUUUCGGUGCUCGAUUCCGGUUUGACCCUGGUCUCCACGAAAGCUGAUUUAGAGAAGAUUUGCCCGGAUUUAAGGGACGCCCUGAACUGUAUCCACAGAUACACCAGGUUCUGUAUGACGUUACAGGACAGAAAACACUUCAAGAAACUCUUCCACGGAACCGGGGAAAUGGUCACCAAUUUAUGCAGAAAUGGCACCUAUCAAGACGAGUUUUUAAAACACGCGCCUUGUAUGCAAAGGAUCGAACAAAAGAACGAGGUUUGCUUCAAACAAUACACCAAACGCAUGAACGAAAUUGAAUCGAAGACCCCGAUGGACUCGAUUACUGAGGACGAUUUGGUGGCGUUCAAAACGUCGUAUAAGAAAAAGAGAGACGCGGCCGAUGAAGGGAUAAAAAACGUUUGUUGCUCGUUCCAAGAAUACGUUCAAUGUUCCACGAGUACGACAAGGAAAGAGUGUGGUCCGGAAGCUGCAGAUUUCAGCCAGAAGUUUCUCGAUAAAAUGUCUUCGUCCAUGAUACAACUUCAUUGUCAAAACUAUGGUCCAAGGGAGUGCGGUCUCAUAUCAUCAUCGAGCAAACUGAGUACAUCAUGGAUAUCGGCCCUAACCGUGACGUUACUCUCUUUAUUUUUAGUUUAAUUAUAUUAUAUAGGAAUUGUAAAUAUACUAUUGUGAAUCCGAAAAUCAAUAAGUUGUCUAAUAUUCUAGUUCCAUCAAAUCGUAAUAGCAAAAGGUGUGGUGACAAAAGACAUUUCUGUGUUCAUUAUAAUAAUUAUAUAAUUUUGGUGUCGCAUAAAAGAAUUAUUUAUUUACUUACUUAGAUACUGUUUUAAUAUGUAACCGUUAUAUAGUUUAAGCUUUCUUUCAAAGACUGAUAAUAUUAGAGAAAAUCAAUAAGACUUCUUUUAGGCGACACAUAAACAACAACAAUUUAAAUUUUUCAUUUGCAAUAUUUAAUUAUUUAUUAUGUUAUAUACUUUUCAUGCCAAAAAUUCUUAAAUAAUAGUUACUGUUAUUAUAGUGGUAUUUAUUAAGGAAUCUCACAGAUCCUAUAUAAAGAUUAUCCUAACAUAAAGAGUAGUAAAUGUGUGUUUAAACCAAUAAAGUAUGUUAUGUUAAGAAGGUCUACGCGGAAAGAGGUUAGAGUGUACUUUUUUCUUACCUAUGUAAAAUUGUUAUACCUAAAUACUUCUCUGGUUAUAUAGAGUUUUUUUUUUAAAGAGAAACUAUGUAGUUAAAAUAGUAGCUUUUGAUGCUUUUUUAAAAAAUCGAAUUCCUCAAAUUAUACAAAACCUGUUUUAAACUGAAUUGUGAACAUUUAAUAAAACUAGUGAAAUGAUUAAAUAAAAAUUUAAUUAUUGUUUGUUUUA
Anthonomus grandis grandis is the source of this 1758-nucleotide messenger RNA. RefSeq lists its product as uncharacterized. The transcript is spliced from 6 exons. Lineage: Eukaryota; Metazoa; Arthropoda; Insecta; Coleoptera; Curculionidae. The record is from RefSeq and is a predicted model, not a curated record. The coding region runs from base 254 to 1027 and encodes 257 amino acids.